UAUCUUUUUUCAAGACCUUGCAACUCUUCAAACUGAACAAAAAUGUCUUGGAUAUGGAGCUUCUUUGUGUUGGGCUUUUUAAUCGCUCAAGGAACUUCGGAUUCGUUGGACGAUAUUAACGAAGAAGUAACGAAAGUUCUAAAGAGUUAUCUGGAGAAUUUUAAUGGUUCCUGGAAGGAUAACACUGAGUUUCUCAACUGGAUCUCAAAAAUUCGAGCGGUGGUGAAAAAUAAUAAUACCGAUCUAACGGAGAAGUUCCAAAUACGAUUUAACUUUGAAUCUUACAAUAUUGAACGUUUGAUUUUGGAGCAACAAAUCUCAGAUCGUAUCGAGGAGCUGGAUAGCAUUAUUCCCCAUCAGAAACUCCAAAAAUGCUUAGAAUUUUAUUUAAACCAAAGAUCUCAUCUUAAAACAGCACUGAAGCAAACAAAUAAGAAAAAAAUUGAAAAGUUUGCCGAAAAUUCGACUUAUUGUCCGUACUACAAUUUUGAUAUUAACGAACAUAUAAAAAGCCUGCUGGACCCUUCAAAAAGGCAGAAUGUCCUUUAAUCGUCCUCAUGGGUCCAAAGGACGUUUGAGUUCCUGGAGGUACCAUCCUAUGUUUGGUCCUUAUAAAUAUCACAUAUUAGUGAUUAAAUAAAUUUUGAGCAUAUACAA
This is a messenger RNA of Drosophila suzukii, 657 nucleotides long. NCBI's taxonomy places the organism in Eukaryota, Metazoa, Arthropoda, Insecta, Diptera, Drosophilidae. The record is from RefSeq and is a predicted model, not a curated record.